Messenger RNA from Centropristis striata (black sea bass), 7771 nucleotides. It is a transcript of the gene znf292b, whose product is annotated as zinc finger protein 292b. Gene Ontology annotation, molecular function: DNA-binding transcription factor activity, RNA polymerase II-specific; DNA binding. The transcript is spliced from 8 exons. Gene Ontology annotation, biological process: regulation of transcription by RNA polymerase II. The record is from RefSeq and is a predicted model, not a curated record. The coding region runs from base 17 to 7348 and encodes 2443 amino acids. Gene Ontology annotation, cellular component: nucleus. NCBI's taxonomy places the organism in Eukaryota, Metazoa, Chordata, Actinopteri, Perciformes, Serranidae.
GGAGCUGGGUGUGAAGAUGGCGGACGAGGAGGCCGAGCAGGACCGUAGUCCUGAGAACGGUAUUAGUGAAACGAUUGGGGAACUCAGACAACGGCUGCAAGAACUGCAAGAAGUCGUGGUCAGAGAAGGUGGCGACUCUCCAACCCAAACCUCUUCUGAGUAUUGUCAAGAGUUUUGUAGGACACUGCUGGAGUAUGCAGGACGUUGGAAGAUAGAGGAAGAACCUUUGGCGCUGGUGGAAGUGUACAUCGUUGCAUUGCAGAGUUAUGCCCUGGCUUCUCCAUACCUCUCUUUGCAGUGUGAAAAUGUUCCUCUUGUGGUUGAGAGGCUCUCGCUGAGUUUCGUGGAGCUUUUGUUGUCGCUGAAGACUGAUGUUCCAGAUGGUUUAUGGAUAGAAUUCAAGUCAUCUGUGCAGUUUGCUUACAGCAAGCUGCAGGAGAAUGGAAUCGCUCAGCUGUCCUUGCUGUCUUCUUUGGGCCAGUAUGAUGGUGUUUGGACCAACAGGGUCCUGCAAGGCCUUCUGUCCAAUGAAAACCUACAGACUGAACAAGUUGAGGAGUUCCUUGUGCAGGAGGGGCCGGGGCUGUUGGAGAUGAGAGUGAAGCAGCUGAUGAAGGAGAAUCAUCUGGGGAAGGCUGCACUGCUUGCAAAGGCAUGCUCUGAGUGUCCUGACUUCCAAGGGAAGGGACCUUUCAAGCAGAUGUACCUUGCAUGCCUCUGUGCUACCUCAGAACAGGACCAGCUUAUGGAGGAGCUUUCAAAGGAGGAUUGCCGUGAUGCAUUGGAGAUGAUCUGCAACCUGGAGUCAGACGGAGAGGAGAGGGCAGCUUUCAGCUUAUGCUCAGCUUUCCUGACCCGACAGCUUCUCCAAGGAGAUACAUACUGUGCUUGGGAGCUAACUCUGUGUUGGAGCAAGCUAUUGAAGCGACUGGAGCCAUCAGAGCAGGCCUUCCUCGACAAAUGCCGCCAGAUGUCCUUACUUUCCAAAACCGUGUACCACAUCCUGUUCCUCAUCAAAGUCAUCCAAUCAGAGAUUGACAGCGUUGGACAGCCGGUGUGUGUCGAAAUGUGCAUAAGGGCUCUGCGAAUGGAAUCAAAUGAUGGAAACACCAAGGCCACUGUGUGUAAAACAAUUUCCUGCUUGCUUCCCACUGACCUGGAGGUCAAGCGAGCCUGCCAGCUGACAGAGUUCCUCUUGGAGCCCACAGUGGAUUCAUACUACGCUGUGGAGACUCUUUACAAUGAACCAGAUCAAAAAGUAGAGGAGGAGAACAUGCCUGUUCCCAACUCUCUACGCUGCGAGCUCUUGCUGGUUUUUAAAACUCAGUGGCCUUUUGAUCCAGAGUUCUGGGACUGGAAAACACUUAAGCGCCAUUGUCUUGCACUAAUGGGUGAAGAAGCUUCAAUAGUGUCAUCCAUUGACCUGCUGAAUGAUACUGAGGUCCCAGAAGAAGAGGAAGACUUUUUCAGUCAAGAGGGGUUUAAUAAUGUCCCAGAACACAUAGUCAGCGGCACCUAUGAACUGAAGGAUAUAACUGACAAGAGACAGAAAAACAGAGAAAUGAAGAAACUGAGAGAAAAAGGUUUCAUAUCUGCGAGGUUCAGAAACUGGCAGGCAUAUAUGCAGUACUGUGUGCUGUGUGACAAAGAGUUUCUUGGCCACAGGAUUGUACGCCAUGCACAAACUCAUCUGAGUGGUGGAGUAUACAGCUGCCCAAUAUGUGCUCAAACCUUUACCUCAAAAGACACAUUGAUUCCUCAUGUAACCUCACAUGUAAAACAGUCGUGCAAGGAGAGGCUGACUGCAAUGAAAACAAACAAGAAAUUGGCUAACCCUAAAACAGCUGCUCCUGUCAUUGCAGCAUUAAAGGCCAAGACAGAAAACAAGCUAAAUGAAAAUGGUGAUUCCUUUGGGCAAAAUGAGGGGUUGAUUCCGAAUGUUCAGGCCAGAGUUGCAAAGUGUAACGGAGAGAGUAGUGAGGAAAAUGUGUGCCCUGUUGGAAAAUGCAGAAGAAGCUUCAAAUUUUUCAAAAAUCUCAUUGCACAUGUUAAAGCUCAUGGGGAUAAUGAGGAAGCUAAGUCUUUCCUUGAAAUGCAGAGCAAAAAGGUAGUUUGCCAGUACUGCCGCCGCCACUUUGUUAAUGUCACCCAUCUUAAUGAUCAUUUACAGGUUCACUGUGGUGUGAAGCCUUACAUCUGUAUACAGUUGAACUGCAAGGCAAGUUUCCUGUCCAACACUGACCUCCUUAUACACAGGAAAACACAUUCUGUUUUUAAGGCCCGAUGCAUGUUUCCAAAUUGUGGAAAGAUUUUCAAUGAAGCCUUUAAACUCUAUGACCAUGAGGCACAACAUUAUAAAACUUUCACCUGUAAAGCUGUGGACUGUGGAAAAGUAUUCCAUUCACAACGCCAGCUUGAUUUGCACCAGGCAGGGCAUGCCAGCCAAGGAGAGGAGAGCCCAUCUUCAGAACAGACCUCACAAAAUGUGCAGCCUGGCCCUUCACUCAUUGAACAAAUGCUUUCUGAUCGUCCUAUAAAACGAGAGAGUUCCCAAGAAAACUGGAACAUGGACAGUGUUAUUGAUUCAAAUAAUGGAAGGCUACCAGUGUCAAUUGAGGGUUUGCUGAAACCUUCGCAAGCAACUGUAGAAACCGUAGGACAUUACAGAGUCAAACAAGAACCACCAAAUACACAUUUCCCAACCAUCAGUCAGGCACAGAGUUUGAAUAAUUCUGUGAUUCAGCCUGUGAAUUCCCACUUGUCUGAUCCUAGACACAGAAGUGGUUCAGGUGGUCAAUCUUUUGAAAAGCUGAAACAACCCCAACAGAAUCAACCAGUACCUCCAUUUGAAGCUAAUUUAGGUAAUGCGUCACAUAACUUUAAUACAGAUGACUUGCUUGGCCCGCCACAAAUGUUCCCAACCAAUACUGGUUACAACUCUGACUGCAACUUACCAUUGCCAGGGCAGCAAGUGCCAAUGUGUAGUAACAAGCUGUUUUCAUUAACACCGCCCCAGAACUCUGUAGAGCCAGCAAUGUCACAACGACUUCCUCCAACAGUAACCCCUCAGCCACUAACUGGGAACAGAUCAGAGAACUCUGUGACAUCCUCAACUAGCACAGGUCCCCCUCCAGGACAGAGAGAGCGAUACCACUGUGCAUUUGAAACAUGUCCAAGGCACUACAGUUCCUACAGAAGUGUUGCCAAGCACAUGAAAGCGGUUCACCCUGAUUUCUAUGAGCAAUGGAAAGUGGUUCGUACUAAAAUCAAGAUAACUUAUGCUCCAGCACCAAGCACAUCAUCUGCUGGACACCCCAGUACAGUCACCUCAGUUCAGAACCAGCAGAGCAACAUGGUACAAGCUCAUGGAGUUCAAAGGCAGAAUGUUAUCCAAUCCCCUUCUUAUAAUAAUAAUAAUAAUAAUAUGGGUACAAGCUCAAACUCUACUACUAUACAUGCCUCGUCUGCCCACAACCAGAAUGCUUCACUUCUGAUGGAAACCGUUUUAAGUCCCAUUGUUCUCUCACAGCUAGGAAGUGAUACAAAACCAGUAACUACACAGUCCCAAGGUUCAGGUAGUCAAAAUUGGCAAUCCACUGCUGGAAGUGAACAAAUUAGCUCUUCCCAAGCUUUUCCAACUAACAAAAGAAACAAAAGGACCAAAUGGCCAGCAAUUCUAAGAGAUGGCAAAUUUGUUUGUUGCAGGUGUUUUAGAGAAUUUAAUAGUCCAAAAUCCCUCGGAGGCCAUUUGUCUAAACGUGCUAUCUGCAAACCAUACGAAGACUCUGAACUAAACACAGACCUGCCAGCAUCAUUUCUUGACCUUCUCAAUUCAGAGCAAACAGUUGGCACAGCUCAGCCACAGUUGUCAUAUAGUCCCUCUGCUGCUUAUGAGGAGAAGCCAGAUCAGUCGGUGACAAAUGGCUCAACAGCCACAAAAGAUUACCCCACCCCAAAUUAUCCACAAGAUAAUUUGCCCGGAUAUGGGAAUGGUGAAACAAAUGAUGACAUUCUGAAACAAAUCAUGACUGAAUCCAACAUGUCUGAUCUUUUUGUAAACACACCUGCUCCCCAGUCAUUGUUCCAAAACCCUUCUCUUCCCUAUUUAGCUGGUGAACGCUUGCCGGGAAGCUCAGUUAUACAGCAUACAGAAAAUGUCCAGAUAAAGCGAGAGGAAAACUCCUACACUGCAUCCCAUUAUCUGCAGCCUAGUGUUGAUACUUUUGCUGGAAGUGAAUUCCCUGACCCACUUCUCUCUCAAAUGCUCACAGAAAACCCUUCCAAUGCUACUCUGGGAAGCGUUCCCACAAACCACAGUGUAGAAGGGUAUCACUCUGAGACAACCAUUCAGACACCAGAGUCAAACCAAGUGAUACAAACGCUGUUACCUGAUGGUGAGCUUAGUCCAGCAUCAAUAAGUGGCAAUCAGGCUGAAACACAAAGGAAGACAACUGAGCAAGAUAUUAAAAAGAGACUACGGGAGCAGAUUUUGGCUGGCGACUUCCAACGUAGAAAUAGCUUAUGCUAUUCAAGCAAUGCUGAUCCCAAUGCUAAUUCAAAGAGUCCCCUGUUGUUUGGUCCAAUGUGCAGUCCUUCCAGUAAAUAUGGACUUCCACAAAUGUCUUGCGACGCCAAGAGUGACUCAGCUAGUCAGGGACAAGUCAUCAACCUAGGAAACUCUGAUGACAUUGAUCACCUACUAAACAGACAGAGCUUUGCUUUUUUCAGAGAAACCUCCACCCCUCAGCAGGAGAUACUGAGCCCCACAGGCGUCCUGGCAAAUGAUGCAGAUCUUGAGCCCACUCAGUUAUCUGCCAUUCAGCAACAGUGGAUGACAGAAAUUCAGAGUUCAUUUGAAAGGCUUGACUUGGUCAGAGAAUUAUCUGAUCAGAUCCGGUUAGCUCCUGUGGAACAGAGUAGCAAUAGUAUGAACAGCCAGACAAUUUCUACAAAAGAGGUUCCCAAGCCAUUUGCUUGUGAGAAUGAGAACUGCACAUUUAGUUCCAAGUCAAGUGAAGCCCUUUGGAAACACCUCUCUAAAACUCACAACUAUACUAUUGAAAUGGUAAAUGUAGUUAAAAAAAGAUAUGGCCAAUAUGCUCCUUUUAAGUGUCAGAAAUGUAGUAAAAGAUUCACUCGUAACUCAAACCUUCGUGCUCACUACCAGUCAGUUCACAAAUUAUCAGCUAAAGAAAUCGCAGAUCUAGAUAUGAAGCGAAGAGAGGCAAAUGCUACCGCAUCUGCUGCUAUUCGAAACUGUCUGUCUACUGCAGCUCAAACCAAAAUGGCUACUCAUUCAUCAGUGGAGAACGGAACACAUCUGUAUUCACCCCAAAAUGCAGUGAAUAGGGAUUACCAAUCACAGGCAUUUGUAUCACCUACAAUCAUGGACAAAACGAAUCAGAAAUUUCAAGAUGACAAUCGCUCCACAGUCAUUCAUGCCUUGCAAACAGCUCAUACCUCCACAUCACGGUUUCAGUCAGUGCAAGCAGGGAUGGCAGCACAGCAGUGGUCACAUGGACCACAAAGAAACUUGCCCAAGGUGCCCCCUCAACAUACGAGUGUUCAACAACUCGGAGCCCAUUUGCCCAGGGUGUCAGUUGCUCUCACCCAGGCUCUGUCUGGUUCUCACGCUAAUGGGCCUCCGUUUCUUGACAAACAAUCUGGCAACCUACAGGCAAUAGUUAAGCCAAGCGUAGACGUGACCAAGAAGACAAAAGAGAAGAAGUCCAUCUCAGGAGAUGCCCUGAGUCCGUACAGGCCGUACCAAUGUGUCCACCAAGGUUGUGUGGCUGCCUUCACCAUUCAACACAAUCUGAUCCUCCACUACAGGGCUGUUCACCAGUCUGCCUUGUCAGCAUUGGAGGUGAACAAAGAGCAGGACCAGAGUGAGGGACUGGAUGAAACUGUGGAGCAAAAUGAUGAGGAGCAAGAGGCAGAGAUCCCCCAAAUUUCUGAAUUCAGAUGCCAAGUCAAAGACUGCUCUCGAGUUUUCCAAGAAGUUCCCAACCUUUUUCAGCAUUAUCUUCAACUCCAUGAAUUCAGUCUUGAUAAGGUUGGCAAUCUCUUAUCCAGCAUCAAGCUCGGCAGGUUUGCUUGUAGUCACCAGGGAUGCACAGCAUCCUUCACUGCUUUCUGGAAGUAUUUAGGGCAUGUCAAAGAGCAGCAUAAAGAUAUGAAGUUGGGCAAAGCUGAACAAAUUAAUGGUUCAUUCAAGUGUGAAAUCGAAGGCUGUGACCGUUCCUAUGCCACGAAGUCAAACAUGCUUAGACAUGUCAUGAAAAAGCAUCAGGAGCUGUACCAGCCUAAACUAAAGAAUCAACAGAUAAAAGAAGACUGUGUGAAACAGAAUUCAAAGACUUUGCAUUACCAAAUGACCAAAACAAGUAAUGGCAAGGAAAAUAUUGAGAGCAAUAAGAAGAUCCUACAGAGGGGAAGUGACACAAAGAAAGUUACUAAGGCAAAAAAUCACUGGACAAAAUAUGGAAAACCCUCCCUGAAAUCUAAAGUGGAGGCAUCUUCAAUGUGCACUAAAAAAUUCCCUCUACAAUACCCCUGUAUGAUUAAAGGUUGUGAGUCAGUCAUGAAAUCAGAGCGGAGCAUAUUAAAACAUUAUGUGGGACACGGGCUGUCAGAAAAGUACCUGGAACAGCAAAGGAGUCACUUCAUAUUCUGCAAAAAGUUCCCCAGGCAAAAGUGCCGCCCCGUCAGGAGUGAUGAUUCUAAAUCAGAAAACACCUCUGAUCUGUCAGACAACGAGCUGACAGCAACAGACACAGGCCUGGAGAGUGGGGAAUAUGGAUAUUCGAAGCCCGUCCUCCGCAAAAGGGCCUCAGCCGGGUCCCCUGCUACAUUGUUUGACAGCAAGCUAUCAAAUGAUGAAAGUUCUGAUGGCUCUGUGGUGCUAAAACGCAAACGAGGACGUCCACGAAAAGUUAUCGGCAAAAUAGUGAAACGCAAGAAGAUUCCGCGUACAACCAAGACUGAGGUAGCCUACAGCAGGGAUGAUGAAUCGGACUCCUCUUGCCCUGCAGUGAUGCAGGAGGAGAUGACUGAGCAGAAUGCGCCGCUGGCCUCUUUUAAACCGAUGGGAUUUGAAAUGUCUUUCUUAAAAUUCCUGGAACAGUCAAAUAAAUGUGAACAUCCCCUGACGAGGAAGGUUGAUGUACUUGAGACAAUGAGAAAGACAUCCAGCCUGAACACCAAAGACACCUGUGUCAGAUUCAGCAACCGUCAGAAUUUAAAAUCACUUGGUAAGGUUAGAAUAAUCAUAGAUGGGGCCUUUUCAGGUGUCGCUGACCUUAUGUUGAAACAGCUGCAGGACAUGCGGCCUACUGUGGUAUUGUAAAAAAAAAAAAAAAUAAGGAGAAAAAAAAGACUUGUUUCUGUUGUUUUUGUAAAGCAGAAUCUCAGGACUAGAAUGAGUAAAAUCUGCUGCAGACUGGUGCCCUGCGUAUCAAAUAUUUUUUACACAUACGGUUACUUAAAAGUUGUUUUGAAUUAUCUAAUAUCUGUACAUUUUUUUGUCUUUUUUAUGAAAAAGUAUAUAGCAUGUUUUUAUUUAUGAACUGUCAAGUCAGAACAUUAAUUGAUAACUGUGACAUCAACUUUUUGGUGUCUAGCCCCUGUUGGACUAACACAUGAACUUUGAAAUGGAUUGUAUUGUGUGUAGUUUGUGAUUCAAAAAUGUUGAUUAUUGUGUGUUGGUUAUAUAGACUGAAAUUGCCCACUGCCACCAGCAGUCUUACUAUUAAAUGAACAGUUUUUUUAA